Molecule: messenger RNA, 318 nt
Organism: Suillus plorans
Lineage: Eukaryota; Fungi; Basidiomycota; Agaricomycetes; Boletales; Suillaceae
Exons: 2
Coding region: 1-318 (105 amino acids)
Biological process (GO): mitochondrial translation
Cellular component (GO): mitochondrial small ribosomal subunit; mitochondrion
Molecular function (GO): structural constituent of ribosome
Source: RefSeq, a predicted model, not a curated record
AUGGAACGAGCAGCUCGCGCUAUUCAAGGCCUAUUACCGAGUACCCUUCCUCCAUCUCUACGAGUAACACCUGCAAACCUUUACCAGGUGCUUUCUCGAGCACCCGGAGGCGGUGUUGGCCAGCGUGUACACCAGAUCCGUUGGACGGAGAAAGGUAUAAGAACCUGCUACUGGCAAGUAACACGGACACAGCUCAAGCUCGAGGGGAACCACGGAAAGGCUUGGGGGAAGUUGUACUGGAGAGGCAAACAAAUUAGUGGGCAGGAGGAGAGAAUCAGUGGUUCAUUGAAAUACAAAUGGUCAACAGGUCCAUCUUAA